Messenger RNA from Bactrocera latifrons, 680 nucleotides. RefSeq names its product C-type lectin 37Db-like. The record is from RefSeq and is a predicted model, not a curated record. The transcript is spliced from 3 exons. Lineage: Eukaryota; Metazoa; Arthropoda; Insecta; Diptera; Tephritidae. Bases 60 to 635 code for a protein of 191 amino acids.
GAUGUCGGUUGUGCUUACUUGCAAAUACGGUGUUAAUAAAGUAAUUAAUUAAGGUCAAAAUGGAUUUGAGACAAUAUUUUAUUUUAAUGUUGUGCUUUGCGGGCGUCUUACCGAAGUCUAUUAAUAUUUCCAAUCGCGAUGAGAGUGAGAAGCAACCCUUCUUAGAGAUCGGUAGUAAAUAUUACCUAAUAAAUACUGCUACUACGAUGAAUUGGUUCAAUGCGGCGCUUUAUUGUCGCAACUACGAUAUGGAUUUGGCCGUAAUUGAAUCGGCAGCUGAGAUGAAUGCACUGAAUUCCUAUUUAACCACGAAUGAAGGUCUCGUUAGCCUUUAUUUCUGGCUUGGUGUCAGCGAUUUGGCGGAGGAAGGUAAAUUUAUGUCACUCAAAGAUGGACGUCCAAUGCUCUAUGCUAAAUGGUCAGGCGGUCAACCAGACAAUGCUGGUCAAAAUGAGGAUUGUGUACAUCUUUGGCCAGUUAAUAAUAUAUUCUAUAUGAAUGAUAACAAUUGCAUGAGUUAUUUUCAUAUCAUCUGUGAGUUGCGGCAAUCGAAGAAGACUUGUGACGUGUGUGAUUUGAAAAUUUUUAUGGAAAGAUGCAUGCAACAUACAAAUGUUCCAAACUGUCGAAAUUAGUUAGGUGGAAGUAUCAGUUUUAUUAAUAAAAUCGUUGCUUCAUAA